UCACCACCUCACACCCGGGAUAAUGGCGCAAUCACUGCCAUUGGGCACUGGAUCAAAUUCCUCGGACCAGUUCAUAGAAUCGCUGGACCGCCUUUCGAAGAAGACGGGAGUGUUGGCAACUAUUGUCCUGGACCGAACCAGCGGCUCGAUACUGAACACAUCUGGCACGUUGUCUUCGAUUCGAUCUACUUCAGGGUCUAGCCAAUCAGUCCCAGCAGCCGUUCCUGACGACGCUUCGUCUGGCCCUAAGGACCAAAAUGGGGUCGACGAGCUGGCCGGCAUGGUCUGGAACUACAUGAACGCCACGAAAGAUCUGGUCCAAGGCCUCGAUGAACAGGACGAAGUUAAACUGCUACGAUUACGAACAAAAAAGUACGAGCUGGUCAUUGUUCCUGAUUCGAAAUACCUGCUCGUGGUGGUACACGAGACACCUUCGGCGUGAAAGAAGCACACCCGUAACAAUUCGGCGUAUGAUACCCAGGCACAUUCAGGCGUUGUAUUUGACUUUAUAAGAGGACCAUUUGGCGGUGAGGGAGGGACUAGUGGCGGCAUGAAACCGGUUCGAUACCUCGGUUCUAUCAUCUGGCAAAGCCAGUGUGAUGUUUAUUGCAGAUUUGACUGUAUGGCGUAGAUAAUGUGCCAACGGUGAGGGUCUGCAUGAAACGCUGCGAUACCAAACACUUUGGGGUGAGCGGGCAGGCCAAGGGGCAAGGCAUGCACCCCAAGAGUACCAGGAUGCCAGGUUGUCAUAUAAUACCACACCUGGGAGAGAUCAAGUUGUAGCUUGAGUAUAAAAAUCCCAUCAAUGAAUCGCUUCAUUUGUAACUAUGGAUCAUAAUAGUUUAUGAUUAUGUGUCCUUUUAAUCGCACUAUCGACGAUUUGAGCUAUCAAAUCAUCAAACGAAAUGCCGUUUGCUGCAGCACACGCUGGUAAUGAGGAAUAGUCUCCUGGUGUGAGACCUGCGAUGGGAUUUAAUCUUGUGAUGCUCUAGAAUUAUCUGUGUCUUGCGUUAGCCUAUAACUUAAUAAAGAAUUGAAGAGAACAGUAGCUUUGUUCUCCCUUUCUCUAAACAUAGUGCUGAUGUUGCCGCAUCUGAAAAUGUAUACGGAAUCUGAUAUGCCUCGAGGAGCCCUGGGACCUGCGACUCCCUUGCAGUUCCGUAAAAACCCU
Pseudogymnoascus verrucosus is the source of this 1171-nucleotide messenger RNA. RefSeq lists its product as uncharacterized. NCBI's taxonomy places the organism in Eukaryota, Fungi, Ascomycota, Leotiomycetes, Thelebolales, Thelebolaceae. The transcript has 3 exons. Gene Ontology annotation, molecular function: dynein intermediate chain binding. The record is from RefSeq and is a predicted model, not a curated record. The coding region runs from base 23 to 442 and encodes 139 amino acids. Gene Ontology annotation, biological process: microtubule-based movement. Gene Ontology annotation, cellular component: cytoplasm; cytoplasmic dynein complex.